Sabethes cyaneus is the source of this 2292-nucleotide messenger RNA. Its product is annotated as zinc finger-containing ubiquitin peptidase 1-like. NCBI's taxonomy places the organism in Eukaryota, Metazoa, Arthropoda, Insecta, Diptera, Culicidae. The record is from RefSeq and is a predicted model, not a curated record. The annotation marks the transcript as partial. Gene Ontology annotation, biological process: regulation of gene expression. Gene Ontology annotation, cellular component: nucleus. The transcript has 4 exons.
CAGGAGCACUCUUGCGAGAUAUGUGGUAUGUCCGGCAUGUCAGAUGAUACGAUGCGGGAACACACGCGCCAAUGCCACGUGGAAGGCAAUGCUCAGUGUCCAUUUUGUGGGCUCAGCGGCGUGCCGGCAGCUGAACUAUUACUGCACGUAAAUCAAGCCCAUCUGGACUAUCUCACUCCGGAAAAUGAGUUGAUGAGUUUUAUUGAUGAUCAGACUCCCAGUAUUGACGGUGACUCUGACUCUAUUUCCGAUUGUCGGGGUUUGUCACCAUCAAUCACAGCUGAGCUUCUCACUCCGGUGUCCAACACCGUCAACAAUAAACCUGGAUUGAGUAAUGGAGCUAUGUUGAUGAACAGCUCAUCAGUUACUAGUUCGACAGCUCACCAGAAUAGUGUCAACAAUGGAACAAGCACUAGCAGCUACAAAGUGAGUUCAUCGAUGAGCAAUUCAGCUACCAGUAUCAGCAGUGGUAAAUCUACUGCUGGAGUUCAGAUGAAUGGAUUUUGUAAUGGUAGCACGAGUACGAGCUGUAGUAAUUACAGUCAUACAAGCAGUAGUGCAAACAAGAUCAAUCAGCAGCAGCCGUUAAGUAGCCAGUAUCCUGAUGUUAUGGUAACAAGUACAAGCGAAAAAAGCUGUGAUAUGAACGAAAGUAAAGAAAUGAUAAUGAACGGUGGAGGAGCGGGAUGUACUAGCGGCACGUCAGUGAGUGGUACGGCGACUACCAGUGGUACUCCUAAUGGAAGCGGCGCUGGUGGGCAAGGAUCUCCACUUCGGUCACAACUGGGACUUAAACUGAAAUCUCACAAACCGAUUCCUACCAUCACAACUAAACCAAGUCCAUUGCAGUGUUUGUUAUGCCCGUAUACAACCGAAAAUCCGACGGUGCUAGAAGAGCAUAUUAAUCGAUCACACUUUGAUCCAUUGAGUCCUAGCAUAAAUAACGAGAACAGCGGGAAUUCCCAUGUAGAUACCCUUAGCGCUUUGCAAUGUCCGAUUUGUGCCAGGACUUUCGAGUCUGGUUCAGACUUGGAACUACACGUUAACAUAGAACAUCGUGAUAUUUUGAGCCCGGCGAAAGCUGACCGACAAAAUGGGGGAACACCGGCGGCAGCUGCUACAGUAAAUGGUAGCUUAACUGGCAGUCUGUGUCCGGUAUGCGGAAUAUCGUUUGACAAUAUGAAAACUGCAGAUAUGGAAAUACACAUUGAGAAACAUUUUAGCAAAAGUCCACAAAAUCCAGUCACAGUCGAACCUGACCUAGAAAAACAAGCACAAAAACUUCGCGAGCAACGGGAAUUCGAAAUGCUACGAGCACAGUACGGUAUGGAUGAUCAAGGAAACUUUCGGGAACAAUCUGCGGCCGCUAUGCAACGGGCUGUUUAUGCCGGUGAAAUGAGUGUUGCCGAUUAUUACGAACGACAGGUUGGGCUGAGAGCCGCAGAAUCUCACGGAGUGGACGAUGGUUCGUCUUGUACAAAAACUGUAUCGCCGAGAGUUCUUGCACUUUCUUCAUCUUCACCUAAUGUGCUCAAGACGUACGUUUGCUCGAGCGUAGACCACUAUGCUUCUAGCUACGGGGAUAAAGGGUGGGGUUGCGGCUAUCGAAACCUUCAGAUGAUGCUUUCGUCGUUGUUGCAGAAUACCGCUUAUAAUGAAGCACUCUAUUCUGCGUGGGGAUCUCAUGGUCCGGCACGGACAGCUAUGCCCAGUAUUUCACGUUUACAACGUAUGGUUGAAGCCGCCUGGGCACAGGGUUUUGAUUUACAAGGCUCCGAACAACUCGGAUGCAAACUGUACAACACGCGGAAGUGGAUCGGAGCGACAGAAAUCGUUACAGUACUUUCGUGGCUGAGAAUUCGUUGUGAACUGGUGGAUUUUCAUCGACCAACGUCCUUAGAUGGACGUCAUCCUGAGCUUUUUAAUUGGGUUAUGCGUUACUUCGAAGAACCUAGAAUACAUACACCGCCAUUAUAUCUACAGCAUCAAGGUCACUCAAGAACCAUAAUAGGAAUUGAACAGCGCACCUCUGGGCUGUCGCUACUGGUAUUAGACCCUAGUCAUGGCCCUCGACAGGUUGCAGCUCUAGGGUCUUCCCAAGACUCGCUGCGGUUGAUUCGGAAAAACUCGGCUGCAAUGAGAGCACCUCAAUACCAAGUGGUAGCCGUUAAAGGACUUAUCGAAACGGAAGAGCAAUAUCAGGCGAGUAAAGUCUUGCGAUCUCUUAGAAUACCACCCGACCGUUGACGUGUUGUUUAUCCGACAUUCGUCCGUGUCUUGCUGAUUUAAGGG